This is a messenger RNA of Condylostylus longicornis, 471 nucleotides long. RefSeq lists its product as uncharacterized. Gene Ontology annotation, cellular component: endoplasmic reticulum-Golgi intermediate compartment; COPII-coated ER to Golgi transport vesicle; Golgi apparatus. Gene Ontology annotation, biological process: endoplasmic reticulum to Golgi vesicle-mediated transport; Golgi organization; intracellular protein transport. The transcript has a single exon. Lineage: Eukaryota; Metazoa; Arthropoda; Insecta; Diptera; Dolichopodidae. Bases 1 to 471 code for a protein of 156 amino acids. The record is from RefSeq and is a predicted model, not a curated record.
AUGGUCAUUUCUUCAUCAUCUGAAGGUGACAAUGACCAAAUCGAUUUAACUGUCAAUUAUGGAGAAAUUUCGAUAUUUCAAGACAGAAAUAGACGCGUCAUGAAAACGGCUUUCACUUCCACUCAUUCGGGAGACUAUCAAAUUUGUGUCAUGAAUUUCGGAGCUGUUGGUGCAACUGUUACAAUCGCAAUUGAUCAAGGACCAGAAGCGAAGGACUACAGCCAAAUUGCGAAGAAGGAACAGCUUGACCCUCUAAUCGUUUCCCUUCGCCGCGUUGAGGAUCAACUUCGUGAAUACCAUCGGAAUCUCUUGCAUAUGCGGUCGAAGGAGUUAAAAAUGAGAAAAAUUAAUGAUUCAACUUCAAAUCAAGUUGUUUUCUUCUGUCUUUUGGGAGUUGCCGUCAUGUUUGUUGCAACACUACUGCAGAUUUUAUACUUCCGCAACUUUUUACGAAGCAAAAAAGUGAUUUGA